Dentiscutata erythropus is the source of this 197-nucleotide messenger RNA. NCBI's taxonomy places the organism in Eukaryota, Fungi, Glomeromycota, Glomeromycetes, Diversisporales, Gigasporaceae. The record is from the annotation of a GenBank genome assembly.
AAUGGUUAAGAUAUAUGCUAUUGAUUAAGAUUUUCUCUGCUCCAAAAACUUCAUCUCGAUUAGUUUCAUCUAACUUUUUACCAUCGAUAAAUUCUUUAGUUAGAAAUAAAUCUAAUACUUACCCUGCUCCGUUUGGAAAUGACAAUUCAAAGCAGGAUAUAGCUCACGACAAUCAAUCAAAAUAUUCAAGAUAUUAA